Messenger RNA from Lycium ferocissimum, 462 nucleotides. Its product is annotated as putative late blight resistance protein homolog R1C-3. Bases 1 to 462 code for a protein of 153 amino acids. The transcript has a single exon. The record is from RefSeq and is a predicted model, not a curated record. NCBI's taxonomy places the organism in Eukaryota, Viridiplantae, Streptophyta, Magnoliopsida, Solanales, Solanaceae.
AUGCUCAACAUCUUGAGAGCCAAUCUCAUCAAUCUACCACUAAAGGUCUUUUUAUUUCAUCUUCAACAUAUCAACUCUGCGAUUGUUGAUGCAGGGAUUCUGGUUUGCUCAUUAACAGAUGUGGGUGAGACAUACCAAGCACUAGCUCUUGAUUUCUCUGGCAAUAUUCAGAGUAUCCAAGCAGUGAUCUACCUCAUCACUCGAAAGUCAUUUUUCCUACAGACCAACUUAACUAGGACUGAUGGAUUGGACACUACGGAUUUCAGUUUUGACAACCUAAAGGGGCUUCUGAGCUUCUAUUCAGAUUCAAUUGUUUCAGUCCAGAGCCAAAUUCGGACAAUUCAGAAUGAACUCAAGUGCUUCCAAGCUGAUGUAGAAAAGCAAGACGAACUUCAACAUUUUGCCGCAGAUGUAAUUGGUUUGGCAUAUGAGGUAGAACAUAUAUAUGAUGCUUGUAAAUAA